GCCGACGUCGCUGUUGACGUAACGUUCAGAGAGUUUGUGCGCGAAGGUGCAGUUGUUGGCGCUUUGAAUAGAGACAAGAAGGUGGAGAGAAAAAGGUUUGUACUUCAAGCUGAGCUGCCUUUGACGGAAAAUUAUAGAAAACAUCAGCAAAAAUGGAUAACUCUGUUGACAUGCAAGUGAAGGAGCUGAACAAGCGUGCGUCAGGUCAAGCGUUUGAGGUAAUCCUGAGUCCCACCACCCCUGACGCUAAGGUGGAGUUCCCUCUCUCCCCUAAAACGAAGAAGGGAACGUCCCUGGAUGAGAUUAAGAAGAAACUGGAAGCUGCAGAUGAAAGACGCAAGAGCCACGAGGCUGAGUUGCUGAAGCAUCUGGCCGAGGCGCGGGAGCACCAGAAGGAGGUCGUCCAGAAAGCGAUCAAGGAAAGCUGCGACUUCAGCAAGCAAACGCAGGAGAAAGUCAUCCAGAAGAUGGAGGCGAACAAAGAGAACCGCACCGCCCGGCUGGCGGCGCUCAAUGAGAAGUUCAAGGAGAAGGACAAGAAGCUGCAGGAAGUGAGGAAGAACAAGGAGCAAAUGAAAGACACAAAGAACUAAUUUGUUUUCUUCACAAUCUGAUCGCAGUCUGUACGUUUAUAAAGUUAAGCUACAGUGUUUUAUGUGUAAACCUCAAAUCUUUGUAGUUAGUUUUCUUUAUAUUGUUUAUAAUAUAUGUUACAUGUUAUUUGACUUUUCUGGGKUUUUUUUCUGUAAUUCAUUUUGGCAGCUUAAUAUACUGUAUCUUUUUUUGAGGCAUUCCCUGGCAACAAACUAUGUAAUUAAUGCCUGUCUAAAAUAAUGCUGCAUGUUUGAACUGACAACACGAGGUUUACUCAUCCAGCACCUUACGCUGGAUUGUUGGGCAUACUUGCAUUUCCCAAAUGCUGGAUGAAACUUUAUUUUUGUAUGAUUUCAUUGUGUAACACCUGAGCCUGCUGUAAUACUUUCAUGUACACUGUUGCUCAUCUGUUAAUAAACCUUCACAAUGCUGA
This is a messenger RNA of Austrofundulus limnaeus, 1027 nucleotides long. RefSeq names its product stathmin. Gene Ontology annotation, cellular component: cytoplasm; neuron projection. Bases 153 to 593 code for a protein of 146 amino acids. The transcript has 5 exons. The record is from RefSeq and is a predicted model, not a curated record. Gene Ontology annotation, biological process: microtubule depolymerization; neuron projection development; regulation of microtubule polymerization or depolymerization. Gene Ontology annotation, molecular function: tubulin binding. Lineage: Eukaryota; Metazoa; Chordata; Actinopteri; Cyprinodontiformes; Rivulidae.